Molecule: messenger RNA, 880 nt
Organism: Cutaneotrichosporon oleaginosum
Lineage: Eukaryota; Fungi; Basidiomycota; Tremellomycetes; Trichosporonales; Trichosporonaceae
Source: RefSeq, a predicted model, not a curated record
AUGACCCACUCCUUCCCCUUUCCCGUCCUCGACUUGCGCGACCUCGAUGCGGGAGCCGAAUCCGCCGCUCGCCCGCACUUCCGCGGCUACACGCGCAUCGGCGGGGAGCGGACGGCCGGCAAGGUCGACUGGCGCGAGCAGAUCGACAUCUGGAGCGAGGACGCCGCGCUGUCUCCCACCGAGUUGGCGGACCUUCCGCCCUACUUCCGCAUGCUGGGCCCAAACCUGUGGCCUGCAGCGCUCCUUCAUUUCCGAGACGUAGUGCUCCAGUGGCAGGCGGCGGUCGUGCCAGCCGCGCAUAAGCUGUUGCGUGCGUGGGCUGAGGCGCUCGGCGCACCUCCGGACUAUUUCGACAAACACUUCACGCGACCCAGCACGCGCAUGAAGGUUGUCCGGUAUCCGGGGACGGAGGGGGAGGAGACCGGGACACUCGGCGUCGGCGCGCACAAGGACGGCGGGUGCCUCACGCUUCUCUGGGUUCAGCCAGGAGCCGGAGGGUUGCAGAUCCGACCAGGAGACGAGUGGGUCGACGCGCCGCCACUCGAGCACGGCUUCGUGUGCAACAUUGGCGAGAUGGUUGAGCGUGCGACCGCCGGAUAUCUAAAAGCGACGGUACACCGGGUUGUCGCGCCGCGGGCGCCGGCCGAGCGCAUUUCCGUGCCCAUGUUCUUCAAUCCUUCGCUUGACGCACGGUUCCCAGCCCUCGAGCUGCCUCCUGACCUCAGGAAGAGUGGCGAGUACCACCAGGACCCAGACGAUGUCAUACACGAGGUGUAUGGCGAUAACCUCCUCAAAAGCCGGUUACGCGCGCAUCCCGAUGUGGCAGCGAUACACCACCCCGACCUCGUCCAGAGCGGGGCGUACUAGAUGCAUGGGUUGU